AUUUUCAGGAUCGGUGGUAAUUUAGGGCUGGCUCAAACAUCGUGAGGUGCUAGACCAAGCCGAGAAAGAAACCCAAGAGGAGUUUGCGGCGACCCAACAGGUCCGUGCGCUAAAACCGAAAGAAAGACACCAAGUGAGAGAGAAAAGAAAAGGCGCUAUAUAAAUAAGGAAGACACCCCACGCACGGCGAAUCGCGCUAUGCUACACACACUCGGAGCGGGGAGAGGAGCUCCGACAGCCAGCGGGGGAUAUGACAAUGAAUCGGACGUGAGAAAUUCUCUGAAAGACGGGGAAAGUGAAACGGAAGGCGGGCGUUUGGACAUCGCGUCCGAUCGAGUUAGCUUUGCUGCCGAAACUGAAGCGAUCGUGGAGAACCAUGCAGUAAAAGCGGGAGUCGCGGAGCAGGUCCGGACGUUGCUCGCUCCAGUCGCAGCAGAUAAAAGCCACCGUCGGCACCAACGAGGCGAUCAGGUCAAGCAGAUGCCCAAAGAACGGCAGAGACUGGCCAGGGAGAAGAAAGCUAGUCGAAAGUCACCCGAGAUCAGCAACGGAGUCAGUCCGACUACAGAACUAGCAAAUCCCAUGGUGGAAACGGCCACAAUCGCUUCAGAUGAAGACCUAAACUGUAGGUUAGGUCGUGUUCCGCAGGUGACCAUAACUCCAGAGGAGGGUGAUGGUCCUCGGGAGUUCCAAGAAGAUGACUGGAACGACCUGGAUGGUCCUCUUCGGCGAAAACAGUCCAACUCGUCAGUGUCAUCUGCCGGCUCCUCCACGGUUCUCGAGGAGUCUGAAGAUGACAUUCUUAGUGACAACGAGACCAAAAGCAAAGGCAUCGUCACUUUAGAGCCGGUGGAGGACUCGACCACGCAAAACAGAUCCUGGUCGAAGAUUAAGAGCCUCGUCCACUGGCCGUUUGUCUCGCACCGCAAGCGACUAUCCUGGAUUCAGCUCGCUGGACACAAAGGCAGCUUCAAGGCAGGCGAGGAGGGCACCAUUCUGAAGAAGUUCUCGGAGAACGAGAAGCUGUGCUUCGAGCGGCUGAGAGGGGAACGCCUGCAAGACUUUGCGCCCAAAUACCAUGGCGUGACAGAGCGUGACGGGGAAGCCUACCUGCAGCUGACAGACCUGUUGUAUGAUUUCGACGGACCCAGUGUCAUGGAUUGCAAAAUGGGUGUGAGGACGUAUCUGGAGGAGGAGCUGGUGCGAGCGCGGGAGAGGCCCAAACUGCGCAAAGACAUGUACGACAAGAUGCUGGAGGUAGACAGCGACGCCCCCACGGCGGAGGAGCACCAGCAGAAGGCAGUCACCAAACCGCGCUACAUGCAGUGGCGGGAGACCUUAAGCUCCACCCACACACUGGGUUUCCGCAUCGAAGGCGUCAAGAAACCAGAUGGUACCUGUAGCACAGACUUCAAGAAGACCCGGUCGAAGGAAGAGGUGAUGCAGGUCUUCAAUGAUUUCGUGGCUGGGAACAAAAACAUUAUUAGGUCCUAUCUGAGCAAACUGGAGCAGAUACAAAGUGUUCUAGAGGAUUCUACAUUCUUCACGCAGCAUGAGGUCAUCGGUAGCUCUCUGCUCUUCAUCCACGAUCGCACUGAGCGGGCUGAAGUGUGGCUCAUUGAUUUCGGCAAGACCACUGCGCUGCCAGAGGGAGAGAAACUUAACCACCGCAUCCCGUGGCAGGAGGGCAACCGUGAGGAUGGCUACCUGUUGGGACUCGACAACCUGCGCCAGCUACUAACGUCUUUGAUGGAACCAUGACAUCCAACUAUUGUCCGUCCUUUCUAUUACUUGGAGAAGAGUAGAGGUACUAGAAGGAAAUAAGUCUUGAGUAGUGGUGGUGUUUUAAGGGCUGCAAUUCACACGUCCUGAAGGGAGACCAAAGAGACAUGUACUACAUGGCCACUAGAGGGCACUGUUUGCAUCUUACAAAAGUUGUCAGAUUGCGUCUGUUGAACUUCAGUCCACUUAUUGCCAAAUAGUCAAUGUGUUUCCAUCUAUUACUGAAAAAUGAUUUGGGCAUAAUGCUGUCGCAGAAGUGUUUAUGACAUUUAAAUGCUCCAUAUGAAUUAGAGGUCAACUUUAAAAUUUUAUACAAUACCCUCUAAUUUUAAUGUCCGAAGUGUAUAUAUAUUUUUGUUUAUAGGAUAAAAUCUGAAAGAGCUGUGUUCACAAGUAAAGCAUUUAGCAACAGCACACUGCGGUAGUAUAUCUGUAAUCAUUAACAGCUGUCUGAAUGCACAUGGAAACUGUAACUGUGUAAUAAUAUGUCAAACCUGCAAUUAACCAGCCUUGAAAAUAUUGGAACAAAAAAACUAUACGACCCUUGUACCUAAGAGGCCAAACUAAGUCUGAUGUUUACGGGACUGUUCAAAAUUGUUACCUUUGCGCCAGCCCUCUAGAGAAUAGACAGAUGAAAAUCUUUGAACGCUACGUUAAUAACCGCUCUGAAAAAGUAAUUACGAGUAGAUGACUGAGUGCAAGGAUGCGUGCGAAUGGCAUAGGCUCACGCUGGCCGCCCCCGCGACGAAGGGGGACAUGGGGGACCCGAAGCGAGGGACCAUUUCGGCAGCACUGCCCAGUCAGGUGACCUCAGAGUGGGUCCAGGUGGUGCCAGCUUGUGUCUAAGACGACGUGUCUGUUUUACGCCAAAAAGAGGCCUCUGAUAUUCUGGCAGCCAAAAAAAAAACGACAAAGCAUGAUAUUGCAUAAUAUUGUGAAAGAUUAUGACAUUUAUGGUGGAUUGUAAAGAAGUGCCAAUCUGUUCCAGUGUAUAUACUUGUUAAAAUUGGAUACUGUACAUAAAGAAUUUUAUGUUUACAGCCUACAACACUACGUUUUACUUCCUUAUAACCUGUCUGAUUGCCUCUUUACCAAAGACUCAGUUUCCAGUUUUGUACCACGUUUGUAAAUAUUUUAACCUUUCCUUUAAAAAUUAGAUGCUGAAAUAAUUGAGCUGUCGAUCUUACAGAUAUUGAAGGGGUUUUUUUUUUUAAAUGACUGACUAAAUAUGUAUUUAUGGGGAAAGGGAAAAUAAUAUAUCACAAUUUUCCUGCUUGUAUCAUCUCUGAAAAGCCGUACUUUGUGGAAACAUUUACAGGCUAGACAAGUAUUUAAUAUAUUUAGAAUAUAUUUUCUGUGGCCUAUGAUGCUGUGUGAUAUACAUAUACAAUCAUUGUUGGUGGUUGCCCAGCUUCUACAAUGAGCUAGAAAGUGCAUACAAUGGUGAUAUACCCAUAAAACAUUUUCAAAAUGCCUUUUUACACAUGUUUUAAAUAUGGUUUAUGGAACUUAAGGCUAUUUGUAUGUAACUUUUAUUUUCCAUCCCAAUCUGGGUAACUAAGGGCUGGACACUUAUGUUAGUAGGGUUAUUGCUAGUUAACUGGUAAACACUAAGUGCUGUUGUACUGGCUUGACAAUCAUAGCAGGGACUCUGUGUCUUUAUGUUUUGGUCUUCAACCUUUUCUGUAGUAAAAAAAAAACAUUUGAAUUUA
Molecule: messenger RNA, 3494 nt
Organism: Brienomyrus brachyistius
Lineage: Eukaryota; Metazoa; Chordata; Actinopteri; Osteoglossiformes; Mormyridae
Gene: itpka
Product: inositol-trisphosphate 3-kinase A
Exons: 7
Coding region: 199-1761 (520 amino acids)
Biological process (GO): inositol phosphate biosynthetic process
Cellular component (GO): nucleus; cytoplasm
Molecular function (GO): inositol tetrakisphosphate kinase activity; inositol-1,4,5-trisphosphate 3-kinase activity
Source: RefSeq, a predicted model, not a curated record